UGUUUUUGGAGUUUACUGUUUACAAACUUUAAUACGAGGAUUGUUCUUCGCAAAUGGAGCAUGUACAUAUAUAUAAAAAUACAUUGUUCUUAUGGCUUUUUUCUAGUUUUUUUGUAACUUUACUUUCAACUAAGCACGUGUAAGUGGGAGCAUCAUGUCUGGAAGUGCGAAGUUUUCUGUGCGGAUAGUCACCGCUGAUUCCUAUAUGACCAAGCCAACACCAGGUUUGGAUCCCGUCUGUUCUGAUUUUGGACUUCCCAUCGCUCGUGUUCCUGUUGUGCGAAUUUUCGGUUCUACGCCGGCAGGUCAGACCGUUUGCUUACACGUACACCGAGUGUUUCCUUAUUUCUACGUUCCUUACGAUGGGGUGUCGCCGGCCGAAGACUAUCUGAGAUUGUUCGCAACCAGUUUGGAUCGCGCCUUAAACAUGUACGCUGGUGAUGCACAGGACGAUGGUGACGAGCCGCUGUUUGAUGCUACCUCGUCAAAAACAGCUGAUAAGGAACAACAGCAUGUAUAUAAAAUUUCCAUCGUUAAGGGGAUACCUUUCUACGGAUUUUACCAAGACGAAGUGAUGUUUUUGAAAAUAUAUUUUUAUUCCGCGCAAAGCAUAAAACGUGCGGUCAAACUGUUGAUGAAUGGAGCAGUUUUGCGAAAGAAAUUCCAGCCGUACGAAUCGCACAUCCCACACCUUCUUCAAUUUUUUAUGGAUUACAACUUGCAAGGCAUGAAUUAUAUAAAUGCUUCGGCCUGGGAACUGCGAGCUGUCAAUCCUGAAGAUUUUUGUUCCAAAAGAGUUGAAUACCGUGACGAUAUGGUUUCUCUUACUCGAGCAUCGCAAAACCUAACAAACGCCACGACUUACCACCAACCAAAUACGCAAAUUUUUGCUAACGUUGGAGUGAGCACGAAUCGAUUGAAACGAAUUAGUUCUUGUGAACUGGAAGUUGACGUGGUCUCUGAUCACAUAUUGAAUCGCGAAGAAAUCGAGAUAAAAAUCGGCACGAAUCCGGGAUUGGCGGUUAUUUGGCGGGAUGAGAAUGCGAGGCGAGUCAGUCGAGGACUACAAGCGGUCAACAACUUACCCCCGUCACAAGACCGUUACGAUACUGAGCCGGCCAAAUCGGAAAUAUUUUUCCGUAGCAGGUUGCGGGAGAAACUGAAUGCCUUUUAUUCUUCCGAAAGUGUUGCGAGACAUGGCCAACCGGUGACCGGAGUAGGACACUUCACGCGCGGAAGGUCUUCCAUGGACGACAGCCUGCUGGUCGGCGUGGCUACAGCCUCAACGGAAAACGCUCUUCAGCUUGUUAACAGUUCAUUUUACCUUGACCGGCACACGCUUGCCGAUGCAAAACCUUCGCAAAAUUCCGAUUCGGUGGUAGAUGCUGAGCAGAUUCAGCAACUGCAGUAUGACGAGUCUCACGAUGAUGAUUUGGCAAAUAUUUUGUACGAUUUGGCAGCAAUGGUGGAAGAAGAGAGAAUAGAAGGUUCCGAAAACGGAAAUCCACUAAACAUUCUCCAGGCCGAUGAUGAAGAAAGUGGGAAGAUGCAGGAAACUAUUAUUUUUGAUUUCGAUUCCAUAUCUGAUUCACCGGAAGAAUCUGGAAAUACUGAAACACCAGGCGAUGCGGUUAAUACCCCAGACAUCCUGCCGAUUGAUGAAGCUACCAAUGAUGUCAGCGGCACGCAGCACAGACAUUCCCCCGUACUGUUUGAAGAACCAACAGAAGAAAAUUCUGCUACUUUUAGCCAACCUACCAAAACAUCGGAACUGAAGGAACAUGCCCAAGCCCUUCAACCAUUACCCGAUGACUGGGACGGGGAUGUGAUUUUAACUCCUGCUCUGGGGUUUCCAAGCAGAAGUGAGAUAGAGAUGACCGCAAACCGCCACAGUCUACAAACGAAAUGGUCCAUGUACUAUUCUGCUUUGAAAGAGCUGGGAGCUGACAUAGCACCAGAAAAAGGCGAAAUUGUAGUGAACCGACCAACUGGUAUUAAACAAGUACGGGAAGUGGUCGAAUAUGCAGGCUUCGGAAUGCAGUUCAAAUCUUCAGCAUUGUUUGCAGCAGGCAUUCGAUUCGUCAAAGAAUUACAGUUAGAAAAGCAGCGAAAACUGAAGCUUAUUGCAGAAGAGAGAUUUUGGCAGCCGAAGCGUGUUGAUGGUCGUAAAGUUGUUUUGACACCUGCCAUUGGUUUUCCAAAUUUGUCCCAUAUUACAAGAAUGUUGGAUCGCACUGGAAAGAAUAAACUGAAAAGCGAAAACUCGUCCACCAGUUUGAGUUUGUUUGCUACUGGGCAUGACGACGAUGCAGUAGCAUCAUCGGGCGAGUCAACUCGUUCGGCCCAAAAAGCUCGUAGUAACCAUCGGUUUGAGGAGCUGGUCGGACGAAAUUUAGGGACGCCUUUAGCGAUCGCAGAAGAGGAAGAGCUACCUGGGGACGAUACCGCUGCAGUGUUACAUGAGUCGGAAAACCUUUUACUUCUGAGCCUGGAACUGCAUGCUGAUGCGGCUAAAGAUCGUUGCUGUGAUCCGCUGCGGGAUCCGGUCCGGUUUGUUGUAUGCACGCUGAUGACGGACACUGGGGAUGGAAAAGCUAAUGAUGUGGUUGUUUGCAUCUGUACGGACUCUGUGUCAACAGUCACUGCACGUGAAAGAAACACGAAGCGUUUUGUAUCUUGGAUAUCGCGGCGGAAAUACUUCAAAGAUCUUCAGUUGUGGUUCGUAGGAGACGAACAGGAGCUUUUUUGUACCCUUAUCAACUAUGUUCGGAGCCUUGACCCUGAUAUUUUAAUCGGUUAUGAAGUGCAGUUAUCAUCUUGGGGAUAUUUAAUUGAACGAGGAAACGCGCUUGGGAUAAAUGUGCUUCGGUUGCUUUCCAGGUUGUCGAAACCAGCAGUGGGGAGCAAGUUUAUUCAGCAGCGGCACGUCCCUCAAGCUGUUGCUGAAUAUGAAGCGAGAAAAAUGUCCGAAUUUCACGUGGUAGGCCGUGUUGUACUGAACCUUUGGAGGCUGAUGAGAAAAGAGGUAAAUCUCUACACCUAUUCAUUGGAAAACGUGAUUUUCCAUGUCCUUAAACUUCGAUUCCACCUUUUUUCGGCCACAACCCUUACAGAAUGGUUUGGUCAGCCAUUAGGCAAUUUGAGCCGAUGGCGAGCUAUGGAGUAUGUCAUAACUAAAUCGUCUUUUAACGUGGCAUUGCUUCGGAAACUUGAUCUUAUCCGUCAGACGAGUGAGUUCUCCCGUCUCUUUGGAAUUCAGUUCUACGAAACGUUAACUCGUGGAUCUCAGUGGCGGGUGGAAUCGAUGAUGCUGAGGCUGGCGAAACCUUACAAUUUUGUGCCGGUCUCUCCUAGCGGUGAUCAGUUGAAAGGGAUGGCGGCCCAGGAAUGCCUUCCACUGAUCUUGGAACCGCAGUCGCGCCUUUAUCUGGAUCCUGUCGUAGUCCUGGACUUCCAAUCGUUGUACCCAUCUAUGGUUAUUGCAUAUAAUUAUUGCUUCUCUACUUGCUUGGGAAAAGUGGAAUAUAUGGGAAACAAAGAUUAUUUUAAAUUUGGCUGUACUGCAAUGAAAAUCUCCCCAAGUUUCCUGAAGGAACACGCAAAUGAAUUGCAUUUCUCGCCAAAUGGAGUGGCCUUUGUUCCCAAGACUGUGCGUCGCGGAAUUUUGCCUGUCAUGCUAGAGGAGAUUCUCAACACUCGCAUCAUGGUUAAGAAAUCUAUGGAAAGCUAUAAAAACAACCCGGUUUUAAAGAAAGUUCUACAUGCCCGCCAGUUAGCUCUGAAACUGAUUGCCAAUGUGACAUACGGCUACACCUCGGCAAGCUUUUCAGGGCGUAUGCCCUGUGUCGAGAUUGGGGAUGCGAUAGUUUCGAAAGGACGGGAAACCUUAGAAAGAGCCAUAAAAUUUGUCGAAACUACUCCCAAAUGGAAUGCCCGUGUUAUUUAUGGAGACACAGACAGCAUGUUCGUUCUUCUUCGGGGUCGUACGAAACAUGAAGCUUUCCGAAUCGGCCGAGAGAUCGAAAAAGCCAUCACUGAUAUGAACCCUAAACCAGUGAAACUAAAAUUCGAAAAGGUAUAUUUGCCGUGUGUUCUGCAGACAAAGAAACGUUAUUGUGGGUUUAUGUAUGAGAACGAAGACCAGACUAAUCCCGCGUUCGAUGCGAAAGGAAUUGAGACUGUUCGGCGGGAUACUUGUCCCUUGGUAUCUAAGACGCUGGAAGAUAUGAUUCGAAUGCUCUUUGCCCGCAACUGCGAUCUGUUGUCCGUCAAACAAUUCGUACAAGGGAGAUUCGCCAGUGUUUUACUGGGUGACACAAAAAUGGAAGACUUUAUUUUUGCCAAAGAAUAUCGUGGGCGUGAAAGCUACAAAGAUGGAGCAUCGGUCCCGGCUUUGGCAAUUGCGAAAAAGUCGACUCGGGUGGAUCCGCGUAAUGAACCGCGUGUAGGCGAGCGUGUCCCUUACAUUAUCACAUACGGUGAUCCUUCUCGGACUCUGCUUUCUCUCGUGCGCCCACCGGCUGAACUUUUCCAAGAUCCCUCCUUGCGUCCGCAUGGCUACUAUUACUGCAGUCGCCAGCUUGUCCCUGUCCUCAAUCGAAUUUUACUACUCCUUGGUUUGGAUUCCAAAAAAUGGCUUUUCGAAGUACAAGAAAGGCUGUUGAGUACGUUACCCAGAACGGGGCUCCUGGAUAGCUGUAUAAAUGAUUUACCAUAUUUUUAUAAGUUUUGCACACAAGCCUUGCUGGGAAGGAAUAAUUUUACUCUGAUGGUUAACAAUAAAAAAGUUUCCCGUGGGGCCGCCGCGGAACAGUUUUAUUCGGACUGUAAACGAUGGGAAACAGCCAUUGCAAAAGCAACUGCGGUUUGUCAAGGAUGCAUGGGUACGCAGUCAUUCAAUGUGGAAUGCGAAUCGUUUGAUUGUCCGGUCAUGUUUGAGCUGCUACGAGCCAGCGACCGCUUGGCGCGCUUGAAGAUAACGAAGCAUCCUUCCGCUUAUGAACUGUGAUGAAUGUCGUGCCUUUCACUGUACAGUGAAUACUUUUCUUGUAUUUUAAAAUUUCCAGAGACAAUUUAUAAUUACGCUUUAAGGGCAGUUUUUGGAUGUCUGGAUAAGGUUGUUGUGGUGGUUUUUAUUGUGAGAGGUUUAACUUCAGACGAUAUAAUGCAACUUCCGUCGCACGUCAUUUAAGUUUCUUCUGUUUAAUGGUUUAGUAUCAGAAUUUAGGCGCUCGAAUUCGUAGGAGCGGUAAUGCCGCUAUGUACAAACUACAAGUGGUUCCGUUCGAGCGCAUGAGAUUUCGUCACGUUAAUGCAGCAACACUUUCAGUCUAACA
Paramacrobiotus metropolitanus is the source of this 5336-nucleotide messenger RNA. Its product is annotated as DNA polymerase zeta catalytic subunit-like. Gene Ontology annotation, molecular function: DNA binding; nucleotide binding; DNA-directed DNA polymerase activity. The transcript is spliced from 29 exons. Bases 155 to 5008 code for a protein of 1617 amino acids. The record is from RefSeq and is a predicted model, not a curated record. NCBI's taxonomy places the organism in Eukaryota, Metazoa, Tardigrada, Eutardigrada, Parachela, Macrobiotidae. Gene Ontology annotation, biological process: double-strand break repair via homologous recombination; error-prone translesion synthesis. Gene Ontology annotation, cellular component: zeta DNA polymerase complex; nucleus.